Molecule: messenger RNA, 3933 nt
Organism: Dictyostelium purpureum
Lineage: Eukaryota; Evosea; Eumycetozoa; Dictyosteliales; Dictyosteliaceae
Exons: 2
Coding region: 1-3933 (1310 amino acids)
Molecular function (GO): protein binding
Source: RefSeq, a predicted model, not a curated record
AUGAAAAGUUUAAAUGAUAUAUUAGAUAAUACAAUAGUAGAACCAUUUAAUAAUAGUAGUAAUAUAAAUAAUAAUAAUAGUAUAGAUAAUAGUUAUAAUAAAAUUGAUUAUAAUAAUCUUAGUAAUAAUAAUAACGAUUUUAAACCAUCAUUUAAUAUUUAUGAUGGAUGUUUAAAAUUACCAAAUGAUUUAAAAGAUCCAAAUCAAUUAGAGAAUAAUAGUUUUAUUGGUACAACCUUUAAUCAAGAUGAAUUGGAUAAACUUUUAGAAAUUUAUUUAGAAGGUUUAGGGUUAUUAGAGAGAUUCGAAAGUGAAUUAAAUUCAGACGAAUGGAAAUUUGUUUCAAAAGAAGAAUCAGAAAUUAGUAUUUGGUCAAAACCUUAUGUUAAUCCAGAAUACCCAAAUGCAACAACUAUUGGUAGUUCAUUGUUAUCAAGAAAUCAAAUUAUAGAUGUUAAUCCUGAUGUGGCGGCAUUGGAUGUUUCAGAUUGGUUAGCAAGAUUUAAAUGGGAUCGUUAUUUAGAUCGUUUUGAAAUAGUCUAUUAUUUUACAACUAAUGAUAAACAAAAAGCCCAAAAAUUAAAUAUUCCAUAUUCAAAAUAUGAUAUACUAUUAUUACAUAUGUAUACAAAUAUGUCAUUAUUUAUAAAAUCAAGAGAUUGUGUAAUUUUACAAAUUUCAGGUCAACAUCCAAUUAGAAAAGGUUCAUAUUUUACAAUUUCAAGAGAUUAUAAUGAAUUUAUUGGUUGCCCAAAAUCAAAAGAUUUUAUUAGAGGUGGUAUGCCAAUAUUUGGAUAUAUUUUUGAACCAUUUACAAGUAUUGACGAAAACGGAAAUCAAAUAAAUAGUUGUUUUUCAAAUCAUAUAUGUUCAUUUGACUUUGGAGAAGGUAAAUCAAUUACAGAUUAUAUUUUAACACCACUAGCACCCAAGAUCUCGUUAAUGAACCUUUUAUAUAAAAUCAAAUUUAUAAGAAAUAAAUUACAAAAUCAAAAAACAAUGGAAAACUAUAAAAGAAAUCAAAGUAACUAUAUUCCCAACAUUUCAAGAAAGCUGCAACAACAGCCAUCACUGGAUGUAAAUUUCAGACAACAGAAAACUCGUGAAGAAUGGAUGGGUUUUUUUAAAGAUUUAGAUGAGAAGGCUCAAUGGAAUUCAUUGCCAUCAAAGUUAAGUAAUAUAUGCGUUUAUUAUGAUCGUUCAUCUAAAUCACCAAUCCUCAUCAAAACUAAAUAUCAAGUUUCAAUUGAUCCAAAGAAUUUAGCUGGUUUUUUGUUUGAAGAAGAUUUUCAGUGGGAUCCAUUCAUUUACCAUAUGACAUUACAAGAUAAAAUUACAACUCUCAAAGGUGGGGGUCCAGUAAUCUCAAGUAAAUUCAAAUACGAUAUACCUUUUUAUUCAAUUAAAUGUAAUUUACAAAAUGGAUACAAUACCGCAGGUUAUUUCCUAUUAGAGCAAAGAGAAAAUGGUGAUAUAUUUAUGUUUAUUUUUAAUAAUUUAAAAUUCAAAAGUGAUGAAUGUCAGUUUACCACCUACUUUUAUAUUAAUCCAGAUAACUGGAGAGAUAAAUUAAAUCCAGCAGAUUUAGAAUCUUUAAAAUCAAAUCAAGUUCCACAACGUUCAUUGGAUAUUUUAAUGUUAAUUAAAUCAUCAUUCAGUUCAUCAUCACCAACCAAAGAUAGCUAUGAAGAUCCAACUAUUUUAAAAAUCAUAUAUUUAUUUACAGAUAUAAUUGACAAUAUUUAUUCAAAAUUUUCAAAAGAAACUCAAGUUUUGGACUCAAUUAAAUUUUUAACAAUUAGUGAAUCAAUUGAAAAAGAUAUUUUUAAUAAACAAUUGCCAAAAAUUAAUGAUGAUCAAAUUAUAAUAGAUAAUAAUAAUAAUAAUAAUAAUUUAAAUAAUAAUUUAAAUAAUAGUUCAAUUUCAAUUGGUAGUUCUGACGAUUUAGUUGAAUUUGUAUCAAGAUCAAGAUCAUCAUCCUCAUCAACAGUAACGACAAUAUCAAAACCAAAUUCACCAAUUUCAUCAUAUCCAUCAUCACCAUUAGAUUAUUCAUUAUCAUCACCAUCAUCACCACCACAGGACGAACAAAUUGAAAAUUAUAAUUUUAAAAAUAAAAGAGUUCAAAAUCAAGAUAUUAUUAAUGAUUUAGAAAAUAAUUUAAAAUCAAAAAAGAAAAGAAAUAGUGUAACAUUAGAAACUCAAAAACAACAAGAAGAAGAAAAAAAAGAAGAAAAUUUUAAACAGUUUAAACAAUUUAAAAAUUUUUUACCAAUACCAAAAUCAAGUCCAAAAAAUUUAUUAUUUUCACCAUUAAUUUCAUCAAGUUAUAUAAAUAAUUCAAUUUUAUUACCACCAUUUAUACCAUCAAUUAAUAGUGACAGUAGUAAGUUUUUUUAUAAUAAUUAUAAGAAACAAACCGAAGGUGAUCAUAUGGAAAAUACAAAUUUAUUUUGUUUACCACACGAAAUUAUUAUUACAGUUUUAUCACAUUUAGAUCAUAGAGCAUUAUGUAAAGUAUCAAGAACAUGUAAAUAUAUGAAAACAAUGGCGGAAAGUGAUAUUUUAUGGUACCGUCUUUAUGUAAAUAUUUUUGGUGAACCUUCUAAUACAAAUAUAAAUAAUAAUAAGAAUUGUAAUUUAAAGAAUCUUUGGGAUAGUUAUGUUAAAACAGAAUUUCAAUUUUAUUCACCAACAGAUAUAAAUUUUGAUAAUCCAUCACUUACUUUUUUCCUCAGUAAAGAAACAAAUUAUGAAACAAUUGUACAACAAUGGAAAAAAAAUUUCUUUUUAAAAAUUAGAAUGGAAGUUUUAUGGCAAAUUAGUAAAAUUUAUAAUACACAACCACUUAAUAAUGGUCCAAAUAUUAAUAUUAAUAAUAAUAAUAGUUUAAAUAAUAAUAAUUUAAAUAAUAAUAAUAAUAAUAAUAAUAAUAAUAGACAAAAAUUAAAUUCAACAAAUAAAAGUAGAAUUUCAUUAAUGUCAAUUGCAUCAUAUCGUAUUUCACCAAGUCAAUUUGCUUUAAUACCAAAUGCAAGUGAAGGUACUAUUACAUCAACAUUUUUAGACGGUGAUAGAUGUUAUUCAGGUUAUAGUACAGGUGAAACUUAUAUGAUAGAUUUUAGUAAUAUAAAAACAAGUAAGCCAUUAAAAAUUAACUAUAUACCCCAAGAAUCAGCAAAAUCAAUUCAUUUAUGGAAACAACUUGGAACUUCAUUGGUUUAUUCAGGUUUAUCAAAUAAUAAAUUAAUUCGUUAUAAUUUAAGAGAAAUGUCAACUACUAGGGAAAUAUCAAUUGUAAAUCCUAAAAUACCAAAUGAUCGUUGGAAAAUAUCAGGCAUGUCAUCAAAUUAUGAAGGGUCUCAUGUAGUUGUUCAUUAUGAUUCAAACGAAGAACAAUCAGAAUUUGAAGAUUACGAUACAGUUAUGGAUUUAUUUGAUGCAAAUACUGGUGCUCAUUGUUUAUCAAUUACUCAAGAUGAUCAAAUUACCGCUACUCAUAGUCAUACAAAUAGAGUUGCAGUUGGCUGUUCAAAUGGUCCUGUAAAUUUAUACGAUAUAAAUACUGGUAAAAAAGUAAUUUCAUUCCUUGGUCACACCGAUGAAAUUUAUUCUGUAAGAGUUCUUUCAAAAGAAGAUAUCGUUAUAGCAUCAAGUAAAGAUGGUACUGUUAGAUUUUUCGAUGAAAGAACAGGCCCAUUUUAUAUCAAAAGAAUUGUUGACAAUGUUAAAUCAUUCGAUGUAGAACCUAAAAAGAUUUUAUGUGGUGGUGGUUCAAGAAUUUCCUAUUGGGAUCCUCGUAAUUUAAAUGUAUGUUGUGGUGAACUUUGGAGUAGACCUGAUUCAGAAAUUAAAAAAGUUCAAUUAUCUCAAUUUAAUGUUACAGCUUUAUUUGAACAUGGUAGUACAAAUAUUUGGAAAUUUAAUGUUUAA